CAGAAGCCAUUUCUAUCAUGAGAAGACUAUUGAGAAGAAAUCCAGAGCGCCGCCUAGGGGCAAGUGAAAAGGAUGCAGAAGAUGUAAAAAAGCAUCCGUUCUUCAGACACAUAGACUGGCAUGCAUUGUUGGCAAAGAAGGUGAAGCCUCCAUUUGUACCUACAAUUAAAGGACGGGAAGAUGUGAGCAAUUUUGAUGAUGAAUUUACCUCCGAAGCCCCCAUCCUCACACCUCCCCGAGAGCCACGGUUACUAACAGAGGAGGAGCAAGAAGCAUUCAGAGAUUUUGACUAUAUUGCGGAUUGGUGUUGA
Staurois parvus is the source of this 311-nucleotide messenger RNA. NCBI's taxonomy places the organism in Eukaryota, Metazoa, Chordata, Amphibia, Anura, Ranidae. The record is from the annotation of a GenBank genome assembly.